UAAAUUCUUAACCAGAAACAUAGGAAGCAGCAGCAGGCAGCAGGCAACAGGCAACAGGCAACAGGCAGCAGCAGCUUGUUCAGCACCCCCGUCUCUCUCUCUCUCUCUCUUACGGUCUUGAAGAUUUUGCUUCAGAAACCAAAAGCAGUCUUUUCUCUUGUUUGACGUGCCUGAGAAGAAGUGAACCAUGAAACGUUUGCAAUAUCUUCUUUCCUCAACUUCGAAACUGCUCAAACAGAGGGAACAUUUAAUUCCAUACAAAUCUGGACGUGGACUUCACAGGAGCACCGGUGGUUAUUCUCAACAAUCUAGAAAAGCUAUGCAUUUGUCAGAUUUGUCUGUAAUCCCUCUGCCGCAUUCUUCAAAAAGACUUAACAGAUUGAUCAUGGAGAGUGAUUAUCAUGCUAAGCGUCUUCUUUCAGGCUCUCAAACAAUAACGGAAGUAUCAUAUGAGUGUCCUUCAGAAACUAAUCUUUUGUCUUACAUCAACUCCACUGUAGAUGAGCCUAAAGGUCCCUAUCAUCGUUGGUUGAAUACAUUUGGGGAAAACAACAAUUCCAUCAAGAGAGGUGGAACCAUCUUAGUUCUUGCUGGAUGCUUCCUUGACAGUUUACUAAAUGGCUCCAAUUUUUCCUGUAUGCUCGAAAAAGUAAAGUCAUUUCAGCAAAGGUUCCCUCAGCUCCAUAUUAUGGGUUUUCAGUGUGGCAGUUCAGUUUGCUCUUCUGUUGAUCAAACACACCUUGUCCAACUAAUAAUGAAUGAAUACAUCACAUUUCCUAUUUUAUUGUCUAACAAGACAUUCCCUCAGGUGGCAAAUGCAUGUUACAUUCUAUUUAAAGAUGCUAAAAGUCAUGUAUUUUACCAUGAGAAGGACCUGGAUCUUGGAAUUCUAAACAAAGCUGUUGAAGAGUUAGGUGCACAACUUGAUGAGUCUAGGUUGGCCCAUAACUUGAAAAGCACUUGGGUGAAGCAAGCUGAGAUCAUUAAGGAACCGUAUUUAUGUUCUUUUUUGCGGAACUUGCUUCUUUACUUCCCAGGCUGCAUCUCUGCAGAUGAAUGUGGCAAUCGCCUCUUCCUUUCAGACAGCAAUCAUCAUCGGAUUAUCAUAUUCAACAGCAAUGGAAAGAUUCUGGAUUGUAUUGGUUCCUCCCCUGGUUUUGAGGAUGGAGAAUUUGAAUCUGCCAAGUUGGUCCGUCCAGCAGCUUCCUUUUAUAAUGCUGCUGAGGAUUGCCUAUAUUUUGUGGAUUCAGAGAACCAUGCCAUCAGGAGAGCUGAUAUGGGGAGGAGAAUUUUAGAGACUCUCUAUCCAACAAGCAACAAUGAUAAAAUGAGUAAUUCUUUGUGGAUCUGGAUCAUGAACAAGCUGGGUCUGGGAAAAAGUGUUGAUACAAAUUCUGAUGAAUUUGAUUCCAAAUCACUGAUGUUCCCUUGGCAUCUGAUGAAAUCAGACGAUGGCAGUUUCUUUGUCAUAGACCGCAGCUUUGAAACUCUAUGGAUCAUGGAUUUGGCUUCAGGGAAGAUAAAAGAAGUUAUAAAAGGGUUUCCAAAUAUUUUGGAGACCUGUCAACAGUGGAUCAUGGAGAAAGUAUCCCUUUUGAAACAGAUGCCAUGUGAUGGGUUGCCACUGCAGAUUGAUACUUCCUGUUCACUAGAGGGGUUCCCAAAUGCUGGUCUCAUAUCUUCAUUAACAACCCUGCAGAAUCACAUAGUCAUUUGUGACAUAGUUGGACAGAGGAUUCUGAAAAUUGAUAGAGAAUCUGGUGUCUCUUCGAACAUCCAGUUUUCAAAUUUUGGGAUCCUUGGUUUACCUUAUUGGUUGUCUUCCCCUUUGGAGAGAGUUUAUGCAGUUGGUUAUGGACUUUGGGGAGCACAGAUUGAUCAUCUUCAAUGUUUCAGCUUGUUGCCAGGUAGGAUUGACAUACAGUUAAAUGUGGAUAUCCCUGUGGAUACUGAGCUUGUAGAACCAUUACAAGAAGGAUGCAUAUGGUGCCAGGCAAGAGGAGCUGCUACUGAAGUCUCAGGAAUAGAGGUUAUAGCGGGACCCUCAGAGAAGGUUGGCGUUGCACAACAGUGGUAUGAUGAAUUGGAUAAUCUUGCAUUCGCAACUCCCGACACAGAAUUGACUGUUGAAGACAAUAAUACAACUAAGGAUAAUAAAUAUCAAGACGAGAGAGUUCACAUUAAUUGUGCUGUCAACUCAAGUCCUGGAACAAGUGAGGUUAUAAUUUGUGCAGUAUUGUAUCUAAAACUUAGAAGAAAACCAGAUAUAGGAGAGGACAAUCAGGAGAAAUACGCAGCAAGGAUAGUGGAUAUUUUGAACCAAGAAAGAACUGAAAGAACAGGGAGAGAUUCAUGCAUUCAUUUCUUGUUAAAAUCAAACAGAGAUUUGAGAGACCUCAUUUUCAUUAAACCUCUGCAUGUGAGGAUAAAAUUAAGUUGUCCUGAUCACCCAAAAGCUGCUGAUAAUUCAAAGGAUAUCAUUCUUACCGACUCCUCCAUUGAGGUCAAUGUGUCUCUCAACUCAUAAUCCUUCAGGUUGGUAAGUACACAUUUUUUGUGAUACUCCUGUAAUUCAAUUUUGUUGUGAUUUUCUGGCCCAAUUUUUUGAAAGAUUGACUUCUCUGAUAGAAGUCGUGGGUGCAGUAAUGUUUAUCAUUCUUAUAAUUUCGAUAUCAUUUAAUAA
This is a messenger RNA of Alnus glutinosa, 2683 nucleotides long. RefSeq lists its product as uncharacterized. The coding region runs from base 188 to 2527 and encodes 779 amino acids. The transcript is spliced from 18 exons. Lineage: Eukaryota; Viridiplantae; Streptophyta; Magnoliopsida; Fagales; Betulaceae. The record is from RefSeq and is a predicted model, not a curated record.